CCCGGCUCGGCCCCGGCGCCAUGAGCGGCGGCGGCGGCGGCGGAGGGGGCUCGGCGCCCAGUCGCUUCGCCGACUACUUUGUCAUCUGCGGGCUGGACACUGAGACCGGGCUGGAGCCGGACGAGCUGUCGGCAUUAUGCCAGUACAUACAGGCUUCUAAAGCCAGGGAUGGUGCCAGCCCUUUCAUUUCAAGUACAACUGAAGGAGAAAAUUUUGAGCAGACACCAUUGAGACGAACAUUCAAGUCUAAGGUCCUUGCACGAUAUCCUGAUAACGUGGACUGGAAUCCCUUUGACCAAGAUGCAGUGGGAAUGCUAUGCAUGCCCAAAGGGCUGGCAUUCAAGACCCAGGCUGAUCCCAGGGAGCCUCAGUUCCAUGCCUUUAUUAUCACAAGGGAGGAUGGCUCUCGGACAUUUGGGUUUUCCCUCACAUUUUAUGAGGAGGUGACUAGCAAGCAGAUCUGCAGUGCAAUGCAGACCCUCUACCACAUGCAUAAUGCUGAGUAUGAUGUCCUCCAUGCUCCCCUUGCUGAUGGCCGAGACCACAGUGACAUGGAGGAUGGUGAAGGCACUCCUGGGACCAAGCUGCAGCGCUUCAACUCCUACGACAUUAGCCGGGAUACGCUCUACGUCUCUAAGUGCAUUUGCCUCAUCACACCCAUGUCCUUCAUGAAAGCAUGUCGGAGUGUGCUGGAACAACUUCACCAGGCAGUCACUUCACCUCAGCCCCCUCCACUGCCCCUAGAGAGCUACAUAUACAAUGUACUCUUUGAAGUGCCACUCCCACCUCCUGGCCGGUCCUUGAAGUUUUCUGGGGUCUAUGGGCCAAUUGUCUGCCAGAGACCAAGUACCAAUGAGCUUCCCUUAUUCGACUUUCCUGUCAAAGAGGUCUUUGAACUGCUUGGGGUGGAGAAUGUGUUUCAACUUUUUACUUGUGCCCUUCUGGAGUUUCAAAUCCUGCUCUACUCACAGCGAAAAGUAUUCCAGGCAAAGGGCACAGGAAGUAGAAAGGUUCUGAGACAAAAAUGUGAUUGUUAUGCCCAUUGUAGACGUUUUCUCUUUCCUUUCUUGUUCAUUAUCCCCUCUAAAGCUUCUUCCUUAAUACUUUGGAGUUGUUCACACUCCUUAUCAUGUUUUGACUGCCAGGCUAACCUCUGCUUUGUGGACAUUGACAACCACUUCAUUGAGCUGCCGGAGGACUUGCCUCAGUUUCCCAACAAAUUGGAGUUUGUCCAGGAAGUCUCUGAGAUUCUCAUGGCAUUUGGCAUUCCCCCUGAAGGGAACCUUCACUGUAGCGAGAGUGCCUCCAAGCUGAAGAGGCUCCGGGCCUCUGAGCUCGUCUCUGACAAGAGGAAUGGAAACAUCGCAGGCUCCCCUUUACAUUCCUACGAGUUCCUCAAGGAGAACGAAACCAUCGCCCGCCUGCAGGCCUUGGUCAAGAGGACUGGGGUGAGCCUGGAGAAGCUGGAAGUACGUGAAGACCCCGGAAGCAAUAAGGAUCUCAAAGUUCAGUGUGAUGAAGAAGAACUCAGGAUUUACCAGCUAAACAUUCAGAUCCGGGAAGUUUUUGCAAAUCGUUUCACUCAGAUGUUUGCAGAUUAUGAGGUGUUUGUCAUUCAGCCCAGCCAGGAUAAGGAGUCCUGGUUUACCAACAGGGAGCAGAUGCAGAACUUUGACAAAGCAUCUUUUCUGUCAGAUCAGCCUGAGCCCUACCUGCCUUUCCUCUCAAGAUUCUUGGAGACCCAGAUGUUUGCUUCCUUCAUUGACAACAAAAUCAUGUGUCAUGACGAUGAUGAUAAAGAUCCUGUGCUCCGGGUGUUUGAUUCCCGAGUAGACAAGAUCAGGCUGUUGAAUGUUCGGACACCUACUCUGCGCACAUCCAUGUACCAGAAGUGUACCACUGUGGAUGAAGCAAAGAAAGCAAUUGAGCUGCGCCUGGCAAAAAUCGAUCAUACUGCGGUUCACCCCCAUUUACUUGACAUGAAGAUUGGACAAGGGAAGUAUGAACCAGGCUUCUUCCCUAAGCUGCAGUCUGAUGUGCUUUCCACCGGGCCAGCCAGCAACAAGUGGACAAAAAGGAAUGCCCCUGCCCAGUGGAGGCGUAAAGACCGGCAGAAGCAGCACACAGAACACCUGCGUUUAGACAAUGACCAGAGAGAGAAGUACAUCCAGGAAGCCAGGAAUAUGGGCAGCACCAUCCGCCAGCCCAAACUGUCCAACCUUUCCCCGUCAGUGAUUGCCCAAACCAACUGGAAGUUUGUGGAGGGUCUGCUGAAGGAAUGCCGCAACAAGACCAAGAGGAUGCUGGUGGAGAAGAUGGGCCGAGAGGCUGUGGAGCUAGGGCACGGGGAGGUGAACAUCACAGGGGUGGAAGAGAACACCUUGAUUGCCAGCCUUUGUGACCUCCUGGAAAGGAUUUGGAGUCAUGGGCUACAAGUGAAACAGGGGAAAUCAGCCUUGUGGUCCCACCUGUUACAUUAUCAGGAAAACCGGCAGAGAAAACUCACAUCAGGAAGCCUCAGUACCUCAGGAAUAUUUCUUGAUUCAGAACGGAGGAAGUCUGAUGCCAGCUCAGUCAUGCCUCCCCUGAGAAUCUCCCUCAUUCAGGAUAUGAGGCACAUCCAGAACAUUGGGGAAAUCAAGACUGAUGUGGGAAAAGCCAGAGCAUGGGUGCGACUGUCCAUGGAAAAAAAGUUACUUUCCAGACACCUGAAGCAGCUUCUCUCAGACCAUGAGCUCACCAAAAAGUUGUACAAGCGCUAUGCCUUCCUGCGCUGUGACGAUGAGAAGGAGCAGUUCCUCUAUCACCUCCUCUCUUUCAAUGCGGUCGAUUACUUUUGCUUCACCAAUGUCUUCACAACUAUCCUGAUUCCUUACCACAUCCUGAUCGUACCAAGCAAGAAGCUGGGGGGCUCCAUGUUCACCGCCAACCCAUGGAUCUGCAUCUCGGGAGAACUGGGUGAGACACAGAUCCUGCAGAUUCCCAGGAAUGUGUUAGAGAUGACCUUCGAGUACCAGAACUUGGGGAAGCUCACUACGGUGCAGAUAGGCCAUGAUAACUCUGGGCUGUAUGCCAAAUGGCUUGUUGAGUAUGUGAUGGUCAGGAAUGAGAUCACCGGACAUACCUACAAGUUCCCGUGUGGCCGGUGGUUGGGGAAGGGCAUGGAUGACGGAAGCCUGGAGCGGGUCCUAGUCGGGGACCUGCUCACAUGCCAGCCUGAGGUGGACGAGAGGCCGUGCCGGACCCCGCCCCUGCAGCAGUCUCCCAGCGUCAUCCGGAGGCUCGUUACCAUCUCACCCAACAGCAAGCCCAAGCUGAACACUGGGCAGAUCCAGGAGUCCAUCGGUGAGGCAGUCAAUGGCAUCGUGAAGCACUUCCAUAAGCCUGAGAAAGAGCGAGGUAGUCUGACGCUGUUGCUUUGUGGAGAAUGUGGCCUUGUCUCGGCCCUGGAACAGGCUUUCCAGCAUGGAUUUAAAUCGCCGCGGCUCUUCAAAAAUGUCUUCAUUUGGGAUUUCUUGGAAAAAGCACAAACCUAUUACGAGACUCUGGAGCAGAAUGAACUUGUUCCUGAGGAAAACUGGCAUACGAGGGCCCGGAACUUCUGCCGUUUUGUCACUGCGAUCAACAAUAAUCCCCGGAACAUUGGCAAGGAUGGCAAGUUUCAGAUGCUGGUGUGCUUGGGAGCCAGAGAUCACCUCCUGCACCACUGGAUUGCCCUGCUGGCUGACUGCCCCAUCACCGCACACAUGUAUGAGGAUGUGGCGCUGAUCAAAGACCACACACUUGUGAAUUCCUUGAUCCGCGUUCUGCAGACACUGCAGGAGUUCAACAUCACGCUGGAGACAUCCCUGGUCAAGGGCAUCGACAUCUGACUUCCCAGCACCAGCUAUAGCAGCAGGACCCAGAGACUCGCCUGUAGCUCUGCCCCUCUUCUUCCCAAAGGGACCUACGCGAGUUGUGCAGGAGAUGAGAGGAGAUGUACACUCACUGUAAAAAGAAAAGGAGAGGAUUUUUGGAAUAAAUAAUCUAUUUUAGAGUUUAUUUGCUGAUUUGCUUUUUACACACUUUCAUGUGAAAGAGUGAUAGGGAGAGGGAGACGAGGUUGGUGCCGCUUAUUUUUGAAGCUGGUGCCCUCCCUCGCCGUGGCCACGCGCUGGAGCCUGCGGCCUCCCUGGACUGAGCCUGCGGCACGUGCGGGGCAGUUCUGCUUCCUCGGCCCCGCCGCGUUAAUGAGGCCAUUCCACAUUGUUUUUAAACUGAUGUUUUCUAUAUUAACAUUAUUAUGGAUAUUUGGCUUUCACGGGCCACACAUAGGUGUGCUGAGCAGGAAGCCCCAAGCUCCAAUCAAAGGGAUUUUUAGUAGUGCCUCUACAAGCACUGAUGAGUCAGCUCCAUGUCUUUUCUUUUUUUUGUCAGUAUUAUUUGGGAAGGAGACAUGCCAGGAUGUAUCAUGGUGCAGAAAGUCAGUUUCCUCUUGGCACGCAGUUGCACAGAAGUAAACAUAAGCACGUUUUAACAGGUUUUCCUUUUCUUUCUUUUAUGUAUUAUUUAUUUAACCCUCCAUUGUGUGUUUUAAGUCUUUUUCUUUUUUCUUUUUUUUAAGGAAAGAAAAAGCUGUCACAGUCUAACUGGCUAUGUUAUCAUUGUUAAAUUUAUGUUAUUUUGCGACUUAGAAACCAGCUGCAGUAUGGCCCACUUAAUAAAACACCU
Molecule: messenger RNA, 4710 nt
Organism: Physeter macrocephalus (sperm whale)
Lineage: Eukaryota; Metazoa; Chordata; Mammalia; Artiodactyla; Physeteridae
Gene: DENND5A
Product: DENN domain containing 5A
Exons: 23
Coding region: 21-3872 (1283 amino acids)
Biological process (GO): retrograde transport, endosome to Golgi
Cellular component (GO): trans-Golgi network
Molecular function (GO): guanyl-nucleotide exchange factor activity; small GTPase binding
Source: RefSeq, a predicted model, not a curated record